This is a messenger RNA of Leguminivora glycinivorella, 1352 nucleotides long. RefSeq names its product solute carrier family 22 member 3-like. The coding region runs from base 46 to 1203 and encodes 385 amino acids. The record is from RefSeq and is a predicted model, not a curated record. The transcript is spliced from 5 exons. Gene Ontology annotation, biological process: transmembrane transport. Gene Ontology annotation, molecular function: transmembrane transporter activity. Gene Ontology annotation, cellular component: membrane. Lineage: Eukaryota; Metazoa; Arthropoda; Insecta; Lepidoptera; Tortricidae.
UUCCAGUUGGCAUGCUAAGAUUGGAAGAGAACUUCAGUGGGAAGCAUGCACAACACAGGAUACAUGUUUGGGCUGCUCACUAUUGGACCAUCGUCUGACAGGUUCGGCAGGAAAACCAUGGCUAUCAUUACAGGUGUAGCUGGCGGGACGCUAGGGUGCAUGAAGAGUUUCGUCACGUCAUAUUGGCUGUACGUGGCCCUUGAGUUUAUAGAGGCCGCAGUCGGUGACCCUAUGUCUCCGGUAUAUAUGCUAGCUAUAGAAAUGGUAGCAACAAAGUCGCGGGUAACAUUUUCCACGACAUUUAUGACGGGUCUUGGUAUAGGAGGAAUUAUACUAGCAUUAGUAGCUUGGAUGAUACCCUACUGGCGAACGUUGCUGAGGGUCAUAUACGCGCCUGGACUACUUGCUAUAUCUUUCAUAUACUUGCUGGAUGAGAGCCCAAGAUGGCUACUGACCAAUGGAAGGAAGGAGGAAGCUGUCAAGAUAAUUAAAAAAGCAGCGAAGAUAAAUAAUAUGGAAAUAGAAGACAAUUUAAACAAUAUCUCCUAUGAAGUCAACAAAGGACCAAGUUUCGCUUCAGUUAUAAAAGCCACGUUUAAAUCCAGAUCUUUGCUGAAGCGAUUUUUUGUUUGUGCCAUAUGGUGGUCUUCUGCCACUUUUGUAAAUUUUGGAUUAAUUGUUAAUUCUACGUUACUAGGAGGCAACAAGUAUUUGAAUUUUGGACUCUCAGCUGCCAUAAAAAGUCUGGGCAUUUUGUUUUCAGCCUACAUAAUUGCCAAAUAUCAUAGAAAAGGCCCUUUAAUAUUCUGCUUCGUGGCCUGCGCAGUACUUUGUACUGGACAACCAUUCUUACCGAAAAAUCUCUGGCUCCAGAUAACGAACUACAUGGUUGGCUUACUUUUAUCCUGUGCCAAUUUUUGCAUUAUCUACUUGUUCACAUCUGAACUGUUUCCUACUCAGUCAAUAAACUCGAUGCAUGCAUUGUGCUCGGCUGUCGGAAGGAUUGGCUCUAUAUUAGCACCACAGACGCCAUUAUUGAUGGCGUAUUGGUCAGGUCUGCCAACCCUAUUGUUCGGUGUGGUGUCUCUGAUCGCGGGACUAGCCACGUUGCUUGUGCCGGACACUGCGGACCGAAGUUUGCCGGACACGGUCUGCCAAGCCGAGAAAAUGGAGGCUAAGAUCUUGACGGAAACUCGGACAUAAUAUAAUUUUGUGCACGGUUACGAUAUCAGCAUUUAUAAAAAAAUUGGACAGAUUUUUCUAAAAUAGUACUUACGGUAAUUAUGGUGCAAUAACGUUUUCUCAAAUGUAAAAUAUGUGCCGGACUUGUAAAGCGUGAUGUAAAUAUACGU